GCGGCUCCACCGAAUGACCCAGCGGUGGCUUCAGGCGAGGAUCCAGCUGCAGACGAACCACUGCCGUCUGCAGAGUCCGAGAAAGUGACGGCCGAGCACCUGCCAACAGAAGCUGAGAGCCCCGAAGAUCGGCCUUUGCCGGCGGAUCCCUUGUCAAGACACGAGAAGCAGGUGGCCGAUCAGAUCGAUUCAGAUCUUCCCAGGACUUUUCCGAAUAUCCAGGACGUCCAAGCGCAGAGGGCAACCAUUCGUGAGGUCCUCUUGGCCUUUAGCAAGGCAAAUCCACAUGUCGGCUACUGCCAGGGCAUGAGCUUUCCCGCGGCCGUGCUUUGUGUCCACCUGCCGGGUUCUGCUUUGGAGCAGUUUCAAGCCUGUCUGGAAAAUGUGCGGGAGCUCUGGCUGCCUGGCUUCCACCUCUUCGAGACUGCGAAGUAUGCCUUCGACGCACUCCUGGCACUGCAAGCCCCGAAGCUGUCCCGGUCUUUCCAGUCUCAGGGCAUCAUCAUCGAUGUCUUUCUGCUGGAUGCGUGGCUCACGCUCUUCGCACGCUGGCUGCCCUUCCGCCUGCUUCCAGAAGUCUUAGAAUACAUCAAGUGCCAUGGCUUCGCUGGCAUUCUCAGCCUCACUGUGGCGGUGGUGGACGCCCAUGGCGCAAGCAUCGGUGGCGUCGAGCCCGCAGAUGCUCUCCUGGAACUUUGGAAGUGCUUGCAGUGGGAGGAUCGAGAGCCUCGCCUCGAUGCCUUGUUCCAGACUGCUCAAGGCGAGGCAACCGGGGCCUUGGAUGCGUCGUCGGAAAGAAGUCGAGAGGCUGGCAGACGCCCCAUGGAAGGAGGGAGAUCGUGGACAGAGCUUGCCAGCGCUGCACACGUCGAAGAUGGCAUCAGCAAUGCGUCGCCAGCGAAGAAAAACGGAAGAAAGUGCCCAACGCCAAUGCUGAUGACGGAUGCGAUCGUCGUGAAAAGUAACGCAGGCAGUGCACCGAAUGCCUUUCCUUUGUCGAGUUCGAGCGAACAUCUUUCGAUGCCAAGGGUCCAGCCAAAUGUCGUCAAGGAUGCAUCCCUCGAGUACCUUCAGGCACAGCUGUCAGGCAACAAGACGCCGCUGUCCCUCCGAAAUCCGCGGCUGGAUCCGAGGGCUCGGGAAGCUCCGAUGCAGCGGCAUGAUGGCUCCACGCCGAGAUCCACACCAAGGCAAGGCAAGGAGAAGGAAGCUGCUUCUAACGACACGCAUUUCGUGCCCCUGCGGCAGAGCUUGAACUCCUCGGAAAGCUGCAAGGCGGUGGCAGUGAACCACAAGCCUGGCAGCAAAGUGGCGAGGAAGCCGAGUGUGGACUCCUCCUCGGAUUGUUCACAUAAAGGAUCAGCUUCGGUUCCAUCCGGACGGCCCUCCAUCGUGGCAGGUUCACCUCCUUUGCCCACACGCAUCGCCGAUCCUUCGUGGUCGCCCAUGCCGAGGCCGCUGCUGCGUGAAGUUCCGGGACGGCCGAACUUCGGCUAUCCCACCUCCGUCAGUCCCAUGCGGCGAGAAGGCGUGUCAGUCUCACCUUUCGUUAGAACACCGUGCCAAUCCCCCUGCAGAGCCACCGUGAUCCAGAGGCCAGCUCCUCCUUCGCCACGAGCCAUCGAGAAGCUGCUCAACGUGCCCAUAUUUCUUGGUCUCCUAGAGCUGAGAUUGCAGAAGAUUUUCAUGGAAUUUCAUCCAUCUAUUGUCAUUCCUGUCCUCAUGGCCAGGAUUGAGAAGUUGAGGGAGGUUUACGGGUUGGUCUUUGAGUGUGGGGGCAUGUCAGAUCACACGUACAACCUCCCUUGCUCCGCAGCCACUGAUAUUUGGGCUACAGUGACCAACUCACGUGAAGCAGUCUGGAAUGCAGUUCAGCAAUUUGAGCCAGCCGCCCACUGCCUGCACCAUAUAGUGGUGCAUGUUAUAGUGAUCGACAAGCACCAUCGUGAUCGUGGCUUGCUGACUCGAGUGUUUAAGUUUGAACGCAGCCGCCAGCUCCUGGAACAUCGGCCGCAGCAGGAGGCAUGUUUCAUUGUAUUGAAGGUGGAGCUUCACUGGGGCGCAGAAGCCUAG
This is a messenger RNA of Symbiodinium sp. CCMP2456, 2073 nucleotides long. The record is from the annotation of a GenBank genome assembly. Lineage: Eukaryota; Dinophyceae; Suessiales; Symbiodiniaceae.